AUGAGUCGGCCAGUCCAGAGGGAUAUGACACCCGCAAUGGGAUUACGAGAUCCGCUCAGGAAGUUAUUGCUGGAUAUGAAAUUGGAUAAACCAUUCGGAAUACGGGAAGCGGUCAGUAAAAGCCAGAGCUCACCGCAGGGAACUAGGCGACAAAGAAAACGGCAAAGGCCUCGCACUCAUUCACUCAUUCUUGGAGUUGGAGAUUCUGAGAAUCGGAAAAUCAUAGGGCAAGAGUUAAAGAUUCAGUGUCCAAGAGCCAAAGUCAGAGUGGUUAAGAAUAGGAGUGUAAAAGAGCUGGUAAGUAAAGGCCUAACCAAAGAGCCAGAAGACCAAAGAGCCAGAAGACCAAAGAGCCCGCGACUCAAAGAGCCAAAAAACAAAGAGCCAGAAGACCCAAGAGCCAAAAAACAAAGAGCCAAAAAACAAAGAGCCAGAAGACCCAAGAGCCAAAAAACAAAGAGCCAGAAGACCAAAGAGCCAAAAAAACAAAGAGCCAGAAGACCAAAGAGCCAAAAACUCAGAGAGCCAGAAAUUCAGAGAGCCAGAAGACCAAAGAGCCAGAAGACCAAAGAGCCCGCGACUCAAAGAGCCCAAGCGUCUGAGCGAGAGCGGGAGAGCGAGCGGGCCAUCACACCCUCCUCCUGA
Penaeus chinensis is the source of this 645-nucleotide messenger RNA. Its product is annotated as neurofilament heavy polypeptide-like. NCBI's taxonomy places the organism in Eukaryota, Metazoa, Arthropoda, Malacostraca, Decapoda, Penaeidae. The record is from RefSeq and is a predicted model, not a curated record. The coding region runs from base 1 to 645 and encodes 214 amino acids. The transcript has 3 exons.